GGCAGAGACCUCUGUUUCUGACUGCCAUGUGACAGCAGACCGCUCUCAGGUUUCUCUCUGAUAUAGGUUAUCGCGCCAGAUACAAACAUUCUCAUCCGUACACCUGUUGACGCCGCGCGUUCCGGACGGCAUGGCGAAGAGUUUGAGCGCAAAAAUCGGCCCGUCGAUCCUGAACGCCGACCUGGCGCAGCUUCACGAAGAGUCGCAAAAGUUGCUGGACAAUGGUGCGGAUUACUUGCACUUGGACGUGAUGGACGGUCACUUUGUUCCCAACCUUACGUUCGGUCAUCCGAUUGUGAAAUGUCUUCGUGGUAAAAUUAAGGAUGCCUUUUUCGAGACGCAUAUGAUGGUGUCCAAGCCGGAGCAGUGGAUCGAGCCCAUGGCCGACGCCGGUGUAGAUCAGUAUACGUUCCAUGUGGAGCCGGUGGAGGAUGUUCCUCUAGUUUGCAGGAAAGUGAGGGAAGCGGGAAUGAAGGUUGGUGUGGCACUCAAGCCAGGAACACCCGUGGACGUGGUGACGGACUACGCGGACCUGGCGGACAUGAUCCUAGUGAUGACUGUGGAGCCUGGUUUCGGUGGGCAAAAGUUCAUGGAGCCGAUGUUAAAGAAAGUGGCGUGGUUAAGGGAGAAUUAUCCUGGAUUAGACAUUGAAGUCGACGGCGGGGUUGGACCAGCCACAAUUGAAGCUUGUGCAAAGGCUGGUGCUAAUAUGAUCGUAUCUGGCACGGCUGUCAUAGGUUCUGCCGAUCAAGCCAAAGUAAUGACGACUCUCAGAGACACGGUAAAUUGUUAUUUGGGCCACGAUCGUUCAACGUAGCGACGACAACCGAGGAUAUUGUAAAUACACAAAGCAUUCCUGAGAUAAACUUGCGAUAGACACAUUUUAUAUAUACAAUAUACAAAAAUAUAUAUGUACAAAGAUCUGUAUUUUUGAUACAGUGAUGGUUGACGUGAUAAAAUUCAACAUGACUUUAGAGGAAA
Molecule: messenger RNA, 981 nt
Organism: Temnothorax curvispinosus
Lineage: Eukaryota; Metazoa; Arthropoda; Insecta; Hymenoptera; Formicidae
Gene: Rpe
Product: ribulose-phosphate 3-epimerase
Exons: 5
Coding region: 131-817 (228 amino acids)
Biological process (GO): pentose-phosphate shunt; pentose-phosphate shunt, non-oxidative branch; carbohydrate metabolic process
Cellular component (GO): cytosol
Molecular function (GO): D-ribulose-phosphate 3-epimerase activity; metal ion binding
Source: RefSeq, a predicted model, not a curated record